This is a messenger RNA of Solanum stenotomum, 735 nucleotides long. RefSeq lists its product as uncharacterized. The record is from RefSeq and is a predicted model, not a curated record. The coding region runs from base 1 to 735 and encodes 244 amino acids. Lineage: Eukaryota; Viridiplantae; Streptophyta; Magnoliopsida; Solanales; Solanaceae. The transcript is spliced from 3 exons.
AUGCCGGGAUACGCCAAAUUCAUGAAAGAGCUAGUUACAAUGAAAAUGAGGUUGGAUUAUGAAACUAUUGAAGUACUCUAUAGUUGCAGCACAAUUAUGACAAAAGAGCUAAUCGCUAAGAGAGAAGAUCCUGGGGCAUUCACCACCCCGUGCACCAUUGGUAUGCUCCAAUUUGGUAAAGAUUUGUGCGAUUUAGGAGCAAGCAUCAACUUAAUGCCAUAUGCAAUAUACAAACAACUUGAUCGUGAGAUCAAUGCUGAAAUCCCCAUUAUUUUGGGAAGACCAUUCUUAGCAACUGAGAGGGCAUUGAUGGAUGUCGAAAGCGGGAAAUUGAAGUUCUGGCCAAGCGAUCUCUAUAUGGUGUCAACUGAGGAUGUUAUAGAUGAAGCGGUGGAAAGUGUGAGCCAUUUGAUGCGAAAGAAUGAACCCCUUGAAUCUGUGCUUGCUAUUUAUGAUAAAUCCAAAGUUCAGGGCUAUGACGAAUUGGUAGCUGCCUUAUCGAGAUUAGGAGUAUAUUCAAGGAAUCCAAUCAAGUUGGAUAUCGACUUGAAAAACAGAGAAAGUCCUCUUGCAAAGCCAUCAACUGAGGAACCGCCAAAUCUGGAGUUAAAAACACUACCCUCUCAUCUCAAAUAUGUCUUCUUGGGAGCCAAUAAUACUUUACCCGUGAUUAUCGCAGCUGAAUUUCUUGAAAGGCAGGGGAACUUUCUGGUGAAGUACUGCAGAAACAUAUAA